This is a messenger RNA of Chiroxiphia lanceolata (lance-tailed manakin), 3160 nucleotides long. RefSeq names its product polo like kinase 4 (gene PLK4). The record is from RefSeq and is a predicted model, not a curated record. Gene Ontology annotation, biological process: protein phosphorylation. Lineage: Eukaryota; Metazoa; Chordata; Aves; Passeriformes; Pipridae. Gene Ontology annotation, molecular function: ATP binding; protein binding; protein kinase activity. The transcript has 16 exons. Bases 187 to 3096 code for a protein of 969 amino acids.
GCCGGGGGGGUAACGGCGCGACUUUUCAAAAUGUCGGCGGCGGGGGCGCGAAGGGGCCGCCGCGGAGCCCGGGAGCGAGUGGGGCUGCGCCGGGGCGGGCGGCCCGGGGCACCCUGAUGAGUAACCGUGGCGCAACAGGCCCUCGGCACAACCGGUAGCAGGACCCGGGGGAGAGCGGCCGGCGCCAUGGCGACCUGCAUAGGCGAGAGGAUAGAGGAUUUCAAGGUGGGGAACCUCCUGGGGAAGGGGUCCUUCGCAGGGGUCUACAGAGCAAUAUCCCUGAAAACCGGUCUGGAAGUGGCCAUCAAAAUGAUAGAUAAAAAAGCCAUGCACAAAGUUGGAAUGGUACAGAGAGUUCAGAAUGAGGUGAAAAUACAUUGUCAGCUAAAGCAUCCAUCUAUACUCGAGCUUUAUAACUAUUUUGAAGAUAGCAACUACGUAUACUUGAUACUUGAGAUGUGCCACAAUGGUGAAAUGAGCAGAUACAUAAAGAAUAGAAAGAAACCCUUUUCAGAAGAUGAAGCCCGACACUUCUUACAUCAGAUUAUCACAGGUAUGCUGUAUCUUCAUUCUCAUGGAAUACUGCACCGAGACCUCACCCUUUCUAAUAUCUUACUCACCAAUAACAUGAAUGUCAAGAUUGCUGAUUUUGGACUCGCAACUCAGCUGAAAAUGCCUCAUGAAAAGCAUUACACCAUGUGUGGAACUCCAAAUUACAUUUCUCCAGAGAUAGCCACGAGGAGUCCUCAUGGACUUGAAUCUGACGUGUGGUCUUUGGGUUGUAUGUUUUACACUCUUCUUAUUGGAAAGCCACCUUUUGACACAGACACGGUCAAGAACACGCUGAAUAAAGUAGUGUUGGCAGAUUAUGAAAUGCCAGCCUUUUUGUCAAGAGAGGCACAAGACCUUAUACACAGGUUACUCCGCAAAAAUCCAGCAGAUCGUUUGAGCCUUUCCUCAGUGUUGGAUCAUCCUUUUAUGUCCAGGUUGAGCUCUGCACAGAGUAGAGAUUUGGGAACUUCAGAAGAUUCUAUGGACAGUGGAAAUGCUACCAUCUCUACAACCUUCACAGGCUCUUCCAGCAUCAGUACCAGUGGUUAUUUGAAGGAAAAGAAGAAGCUGUUAGUUGGACAGCCACUCCCAAAUAAAAUUACUUUUUUUCCUAAAAACAAGAAUUCUGGUAAUAAAUCAUCGGGAGAUGGAAGUGGCUCUUUUCAUCAGUGGGGAAUUCAGGGAAAGGAAAUUAGUGUAACCAGCAGGGGAAGAACCAUUCAGCCUGGAGAAGAGAGACCCCAUUCGCGCUACCUCCGACGAGCCCACUCCUCAGAUAGGUCUGGCACAUCCCACAGUCAGACUCAAGGCAUAUCGAAUAUCGUUGAUCGAUGUCACUCUAUGGAAGUGCUUUCCAAGCCUAAAGUAGGAACAAGGGAAAAUAUGGAAUACUUUUCACCUGCCAACAGCUACGCUGAUAUAGGAGAAAUGUUUAAGGAGAAGACUACUAGUAGUUCUGGUUCUUUUGAAGGGCAAAUAUCUCCACCUGUAAAAGAUCAACCACACUCGGAUUAUCUCUGCCCAAUGAAGCCCCAGGUUGGUUUAUUAGAGCAGAAGUCCCAGGCUGAGACAAUGCAGCAGUGGCUUGGAAGUAUGCAAACAAAUGUUCCUCUGAGACCAUCUGCAGACCUAACUGGCAACAGUAAUGCACAUGGAGGGUUUCGGUAUCAUCUGGAUGUGCAGCAAGAUGCCCCAAGAAAUGCAUGGAACGCCUUAAAAGAUAUAAGGAAUCCUGAUGCAUCUGUCGAUUGUCCACAUUCUUUAAACCAGAGAAACCCAAAGAAAUGCAUCCCUGGAGUUCUCUGCAAAUCUGAAGAAUUUCAGCCAUCUCCCACAUGUGGCCUUUGGUCAACUUCAGAACAAACCCAAAUGUGGGGCCCAGAACCACCAGCACCCCAGAAACCUGCACUGCGAAGUAUUGUGUCACCUCUCAACGCUCGCAGGCUGAAACCAAUCAGGCAAAAAACAAAAAAUGCAGUGGUGAGCAUUCUAGAUACUGGGGAAGUGUGUAUGGAGUUUCUGAAAGAACACCAUUCACAGGAACUUGUGAAAGAAGUUCUCAGAAUAUCUUGUGAUGGAAAUGUGAUUGCAGUUUAUCAUCCAAAUGAAGGAAGAGGUUUCCUUCUUGAUGACAGACCUCCUGCUUCUUCGGAAGGCACCUGCAUGUAUAAUUUUGACAACUUGCCAGAAAAGUACUGGAAAAAAUACCAGUAUGCAGCCAAGUUUGUGCAGUUGGUAAGAACAAAAACCCCAAAAGUGACGUUCUAUACAAGAUAUGCCAAGUGUAUGUUGAUGGAAAAUUCACCCACUGCAGAUGUUGAAAUUUGUUUUUAUGAUGGAGCAAAGAUACACAAGACAGCUGGUAUAACUCGUGUGAUUGAAAAAUCGGGGAAAUCGUUCACUUUGAAAGGAGAAAAUGAAGCAGGGUUGAAGAAGGAAAUACAAGUUUAUAUGGAUCAUGCAAAUGAAGGACAUCGUAUAUGCCUUGCUUUGGAAUCUGCUGUUUUGGAAGAAGAAAAAAGGAGUGGAAGUGUUCCAUUUUUUCCAAUAAUUGUUGGAAGAAAACCUGGCAAUACUGAAUCACCACAGGCUGUAACACCUCCCCUGUUGGACAAUAUAAACCGUUCAAGAGAAGCUGUGGCACUGGAUAGAAAUAAGGCUGCCAGUUCUACUCCAGUUCAGACUCCAAACUGUACUCCUGUGGUGUAUGAAAAGCCUACAUUUAUGAUCAACACUGCUGAAACUAUGUGCUCCUCUGUUCAUCAAAUGGAAUGCAGUCCAAAUUCAGCCCAACUUGUAAAAUCUGUCUUUGUGAAAAAUGUUGGUUGGGCUUCUCAGCUGAGCAGUGGAGCAGUGUGGGUUCAGUUUAAUGAUGGAUCCCAGCUGGUAGCCCAAGCAGGUGUUUCUUCUGUCACUUACACAUCUCCAGAUGGCCAGACAACCAGGUAUGGAGAAGAUGAUAAAUUGCCAGAAUACAUCAAAGAGAAACUGCACUGUCUGUCUUCUAUUCUUGUGAUGUUUACCAGUCCAGCUGGUCCUCACUGAUUAAAGCAAACUGGGUGUCACGUCAUGAGACCUUAAUAAACUCACUCACUGACUUUUAAGUAAA